UACAAUAUAUUUUUCACAUACAUUGCAGCAGGUUGUCAUUAGCCUACAUCUCCAAGUAAAUAUUACUCAUUAAAAACUGGAUGUUGUUGUUUAAUAAAUAACAAGUAAUAAUAAAUUAUGACUGAAAUAAUGAAGCGACGAUUUUUAAUUGUUUUUUUAAUUAUUUACUCACUGUCACUUGGCAACGCCCUAGAGUGUUAUGUCUGUGACAAUCAGGAGGGAAAUAGAGAAAAAUGUUUGAAUUCAAUAAUAACAUGUGAGCACACUGAAGAUGCUUGUUACACUGAAAUAAGAUGGGGAAGUCUGCCUUAUUGGUCCGAAGGAGCUCCAAAGCAAUACUACGUUUCGAAGAAAUGUAUGUCUUAUGAUGAGUGCGAUAGACAGAAAAAAAGAAAUAUGAAAGAUUGCACUUAUGUGUGGUACCAAGAUUGGAAAUGUUCUGAUUGUUGUAAAGGAGAUCGUUGUAAUUAUUAUAUUUUCGUAAAGAUCAUGAAAAUAUUUGGAUUUGGUAGGAUAAUAAAUGCGUUCACGAGGAAAAAAUUAAUUUCAACACCUUCGGAGUCUGGUCUAGCAAGAUGUCUUUCAACAUUAGACCUCACGGCUCUUGGUAUUGGAUCGACUCUUGGUGUUGGUGUUUACGUUCUUGCAGGAUCUGUUGCUAAGAAUCUCGCCGGUCCGGCUGUGGUGAUUUCUUUUGCUAUCGCUGCGGUGGCUUCAAUGUUCGCAGGUCUCUGCUAUGCAGAGUUCGGCGCCAGAGUACCCAAGGCAGGGUCAGCUUACGUCUAUAGUUACGUUACAAUGGGAGAGUUUACCGCGUUCUUAAUCGGCUGGACCCUCAUUCUGGAGUACGUGAUCGGUUCUGCGAGCGUCGUCCGGGGCCUCAGUACUUACGUCGAUGCUUUAUUCAAUAAUUCCAUGCGAACUGCUUUUCAAUCGGCGGCUCACUUUGAAAAUGAUCAUUUUUCUCCCUACCCGGAUUUCUUUGCCUUCGGAAUCACAAUCGCAUUCUCUGUCGCUCUGGCAUUUGGAGCUAAAGAGUCGUCGCUGGCAAAUAAUUUUUUUACUCUAGUAAAUUUAGGAGUCGUGCUAUUUGUCGUUGGUGCUGGAUCUAUAAAAGCGAACGUAGCGAAUUGGAAAAUUAAUACCGGGUGCACAAAAGAACCGUGUGGCGAACGUGGAACCGGAGGAUUCGCACCUUACGGAAUCGCGGGAAUAAUAAAAGGAGCAGCUUCAUGUUUUUAUGGAUUCAUCGGGUUCGAUUGUGUAGCAACGGCCGGUGAAGAAGCCAAAGAUCCUAAGAAGUCAAUCCCCAUCGCUAUCGUCGCCUCACUUACUGUUGUCUUCCUCGCGUACUUCGGAGUCUCUGCCAUCCUGACGACAGUUCUGCCGUACUAUGAACAAGACCCCAAUGCUCCAUUCCCACACCUCUUUGAAGUAAUCGGGUGGGAUUGGGCCAAGUGGUUCGUGUCCAUCGGCGCGAUCUGCGGUCUGUGUUCAAGUUUACUUGGUGCAAUGUUUCCCCUACCGAGAGUUAUCUACGCAAUGGCUUCAGACGGUUUGAUAUUUAAAUGGAUGGGCAAAGUCAGCUCGCGUUUUCACACUCCAAUGAUGGGUACACUUUCAGCAGGAUUUCUAACUGGAGUACUUGCUGCUAUUUUUAAUCUAGACCAACUUGUCAAGAUGAUGAGCAUUGGAACUUUACUCGCAUAUUCAAUAGUCGCAGCAUGUGUCCUUAUUUUGCGGUAUGAAGAAAGUGAAGCGUAUGAAAAAAAAGUUGACAGAGAUCCAAGGACAUUGAAAUUUAUUGUAAUGCAAUUGAUAAAUGCAAAUAAUAUCCAACUUUCAACAAAACUCACCUCUCAAAUUGUUUCUGUUCUUGUAUUUAUUUACUUCAUUCUUUGCUUCUUGAUUACGGGCCUCCUUACAACUUUUGCCACCGAACUAUCCGAGGGCAGACCCUGGCUAAUUGCAAUACUUGCAAUUUUAGUGAUACUUCUGAUUGCUAUCCUUGUGUUUAUUUAUUAUCAGCCUGUUUCAGGGAAGAAAUUAACAUUCUCUGUUCCACUGGUUCCAUUUUUACCAGCGCUCAGCAUCAUCAUAAAUGUCUAUUUGAUGAUGAUGCUGGACGUCAUGACGUGGAUAAGAUUUUCGAUAUGGAUGGCUAUUGGACUAUUCAUAUAUUUUUCAUACGGUGUUUGGAAUAGCAUACACCGCGUGAAGACUUAGUGAUACAUGAGAUUAAUUAAGUUAAUUUAUAAGUUUAAAUGUAAUAUUAAUAAUUAACAAAAUAAAUAUCUAUUUAUAAAUAAUA
Microplitis demolitor is the source of this 2311-nucleotide messenger RNA. RefSeq names its product cationic amino acid transporter 2. Gene Ontology annotation, molecular function: amino acid transmembrane transporter activity. The record is from RefSeq and is a predicted model, not a curated record. Bases 118 to 2226 code for a protein of 702 amino acids. Gene Ontology annotation, biological process: amino acid transport; transmembrane transport. NCBI's taxonomy places the organism in Eukaryota, Metazoa, Arthropoda, Insecta, Hymenoptera, Braconidae. Gene Ontology annotation, cellular component: plasma membrane. The transcript has 13 exons.